CUCUGGUAUUGCUAGCCAACGAAACAUCCGGCUGCUCUUCUCAGAAUUCUCCAGAAACUUCUGCAGUGUGGAGCGGCUAUAAGAACCAGCCAUCUUCCUCCACCAGCCUUAGAGCCACACGAUCGAAAACCGGGCCAGGGACAUCAAGACUUGCUACGUUGUCACCAUGGUUCACGAAACCGGCUACUACGAUCUCUUGGGUGUCAGCCCCAAAGCCUCACAGGAGGAACUCAAAAAGGCUUACAGAAAACUCGCAUUGAAAUAUCACCCCGACAAGAACCCCAGUGAAGGAGAAAAGUUCAAGCUUAUAUCUCAAGCAUAUGAGGUGCUGUCGGAUCCAAAAAAGAGAGACUUGUAUGACCAAGGGGGAGAACAAGCGAUCAAAGAGGGAGGCAUGGGUGGAGGCUCCUCCCCGAUGGACAUUUUCAACAUGUUCUUUGGCGGUGGAGGAAGGAUGCAGAGAGAGAGAAGAGGGAAGAAUGUCAUCCACCAGCUAAGUGUUACACUGGAGGAGAUGUACAAAGGCACAACAAGGAAGCUUGGACUUCAGAAGAAUGUCAUUUGUGAAAAAUGUGAUGGUUAUGGGGGUAAGAAAGGAGCUUUGGAGAAGUGCUCAAAUUGCAAAGGGAAAGGAAUACAAGUCAGGGUACAACAGAUUGGACCAGGCAUGAUUCAGCAGAUCCAAAGCAUGUGUCCAGACUGCCAGGGACAGGGUGAGAAGUUUAACUCAAAGGACCGCUGCAAGAACUGCAAUGGACACAAAGUUGAACGCAAGAAGAAAAUUCUCGAGGUUAACAUCGACAAAGGCAUGAAAGAUGGUCAGAGAAUUACAUUCCAUGGAGAAGGGGACCAGGAACCUGGACUCGAGCCUGGGGAUGUAGUUAUUGUGCUGGAUCAGAAGGACCACCCUGUUUUCCAGAGACAGAAUGACAAUUUGAUUAUGAAGAUGAACAUCAAACUUGUUGAGGCCCUGUGUGGUUUCAAGAAGACCAUUCAAACGUUAGACGACAGAACGCUCAUCAUCAGCUCACAGUCAGGUGAAGUAAUAAAGCACGGUGACAUCAAAUGUGUUCAGAAUGAGGGCAUGCCAAUUCACAGAAAUCCUUACGAAAAGGGACAACUCAUCAUUCACUUCGAGGUGGAAUUCCCAGACAAACACUGGCUCCCAGAGCAUCUCAUGUUCCAGCUGGAAAGACUGCUUCCUCCCAGAGAGGAUGUAAUGAUUACUGAUGACAUGGAGGAGGUGGAUCUCUGUGAGGUGGAUGUGCAGGCACAAGAGAGAAACUACAGCAGGGAGGUUUAUGAGGAAGACGACGAGGGUCCCAGAGGUGGAGUGCAAUGUCAGACACAGUGAUCAGUCUUUGAUUUUAAAAAAUAUUGUAGAGCAUGUGUCUUUUUGUUGUCGUUUUGAUUUUUUCUUUUUCUGCUGGGACACAAAUAUGCAAGUGGAGAAUUCCCUUCUCAUCGUGGUCACCAAUUUAUCAAAACUGUAUUUUUGGGUUACUGUUCUAUUUAAUAUCUGCGUCUUUUAUAUGUAUGUUUCCUAAGAAAUCUAUGGCACAAAUGGUUUCUUUUCAUUUAGACUUGUAUGCUUUCUGUGAAGGUAAUUUCAGUCGUGACAAAAACUGUUUAUUUCAUUUCUCAAUAAAUUCCCACAAUGCCUCAACUUUUA
Molecule: messenger RNA, 1672 nt
Organism: Scatophagus argus
Lineage: Eukaryota; Metazoa; Chordata; Actinopteri; Scatophagidae
Gene: dnaja
Product: DnaJ heat shock protein family (Hsp40) member A
Exons: 8
Coding region: 167-1354 (395 amino acids)
Biological process (GO): response to heat; protein refolding
Cellular component (GO): cytoplasm; cytosol
Molecular function (GO): Hsp70 protein binding; ATP binding
Source: RefSeq, a predicted model, not a curated record